Corticium candelabrum is the source of this 2182-nucleotide messenger RNA. RefSeq names its product tether containing UBX domain for GLUT4-like. The transcript has 22 exons. Bases 66 to 1889 code for a protein of 607 amino acids. NCBI's taxonomy places the organism in Eukaryota, Metazoa, Porifera, Homoscleromorpha, Homosclerophorida, Plakinidae. Gene Ontology annotation, biological process: intracellular protein transport; glucose homeostasis. Gene Ontology annotation, cellular component: nucleus; vesicle membrane; cytoplasm. Gene Ontology annotation, molecular function: protein binding. The record is from RefSeq and is a predicted model, not a curated record.
CCUGGACCGCAUCCGGGGCUGCAAUCCACACUGUGUCUAGGGCGAGGCUAGGUUGAAUCCUGUACAUGACCAUGGCCACUUUUAGUGUUUUGUGUCCAAAUGGAAGACGUCAACAAGUCAAAUCUAGUCUGAACAAGAUAAUGCUUGAGGUUCUUGAAGAAGCGUGCAAAAAGCAAGGAUUUGAUUCGUCUCAGUAUGGACUGAAGCAUGGGAGGCAGCUACUUGAUCUGACUGUGCCUAUUCGUUUUGCAAAUUUAUCGAACAACGCUAAGCUAGAGAUGACGAAACUUCCAUCACCAAGAGCAGAGGCAUCUACGAACAUUGCUCUUCAGUUGGAAAAUGGAGAUAGGUUGCAAAAUAAUUUUCCACCCUCUAGUUCUCUUUGGAGUAUUUUGCAACACUGGAAUUCAGUCAAUGAGAGUCCAGUGCAAGGUCAACUGUUAGAAAAGGAAGGAAUUGAUCCUGUUUGUGUAUACCUGAGACAAGAGUUUUGUGGGAAGAAAUCUUUACAGGAAACAACUUUGAGAUCUCUAGGUUUAUGUGGAGGACGAGCUGCAGUCAGGUUGUUGUAUCAAGUGAGAGAUGCAGCGAUGACUGAGAUUGAGAGCGACCCCUCCAGUGUGACUGCCAGUGAAGAAAACAAGGAACUGCAAAAAUGUACUGAAAACCAGGUUGUGGAAAUGGAAGUGGAGGAGAGCCCUUGUGUGGGUGCAGCAAAGGAGAUUACUGAAGACAUAGCAGAUCAAACUGAAGAAGCACAGCAGCACAUGCAAAAGAAUAGUAGAGAAGUUUGUAGUGAUGAAUCAUUGUCAAGGAAUAAGCAGGAUAACUGGAGGUUAGAGGAAGUACGUUCUGGCACCUCUCAUGAUAGCAAUCAAAGGUCUGCUGUGGUCAGUGAGGGCUUGGGGGAAGAUAAGGGGUCUGCAACAGCAGCUGAUAUCAUUUCUCAUCAGCUCACUAAAUCAACAGGCUCCAGGUCUAAAGGCAAACAGAAGAAAGGCUUACUAGAAACACCAAAAUUAUUAGAAUUUCAAGAUUUUAAGUUUCCUGAGCAGACUAGAGGAGCUGCUUUAUACCAAGCAGUUGGAAGUUUUGUGCCUUCCUCUCCUGUUGAGAAGGCUUGUGACAGAGAGAUGAUGGUGUAUACACUCACUGGUGCCAAUUCUUCUGAAAACUUUGAUGACAAUAUGCAGGAUGAUACCUUCUUUGAAGUGACCGUAAAUGAUGUGCAAUCAAUGAUUCAAAACGUAAGAGCUAAAAGUGGUCAGGGUGCUUCGCUCAUGACUAGAGCACAAGUGGAGGCACUAGAGAGACGUAGACUGGAACAGUAUGACAAAACAACUGUACGAGUACACUUUCCUGAUAGAAUUAUACUACAAGGAUUCUUUAAAUCGUAUGAAAAAAUUGCAGCAUUAUAUGAGUGGGUAAAAGGUUGUCUUGCUGAGCCCAGUCAAGAGUUUGAACUUUAUACAACACCUCCUAAGCAGGUGCUUUCGAGUGCAAACAAAACUUUUGCACAAUGUGGACUUGUACCUGCUUCCAUAAUUUAUUGUGGUUCUGUAGUGCCUCAUCAAGAAAUUCAUUUACGCAAAACACUACUUGAAGACUUGAAAACACUCAGAGAUGCAGAGACUCUUGUAGAAAGCAGAGCAGGAAGACCGAAGACAGCACAAAGUUUUACACAUAAUGAAGGAAUUAGAGCACAGGCCGGUGGUAGAGGAUUAUCAUCUAUUUUAGGUGGCAACCAGAGAUCUGAACAGAGCUCAAAUAAGGCUGGAGCAAGAGGAAGUCAUAAUGCUGAAGAAAGUGUAGACGGCAAACCAUCAAGUGCUUCUGUUUCAAAAAUUACAAAGAACACCCCAAAAUGGUUUAAAAUAGGGAAGAAAUGAUGAAUAUUAUGCUGCAAUUAUUGACAAAACAACUCGCUUAAAGAUAGUGCAUGUGCAUGUAGUGAAUUAUGCUUUGUCAACAUUGAAAACGCAGGAUUUUUGAUCUUGCCGUAAAUAUUGUAACUUGUGAAUUUGAAAAUUAGAUAUGUAUUGCAAUUGGAGUCUUGAUAAUUAGCUAUAGUGUUUCUGAUCAUGAGUGUUAUACCUGUGGUAUUGCUAGCAAUGCUCUUAUGAUGACAUUUGCAAGUAUUAUUAUAGACACGGUUUAGAUUGUUUAAAAAUUGAAAUUAAUG